AUGAGAAACUCAUUGAGGCCAGAGGAUCGCGAAGCCGCUCCCCACAACGAGACGGAUCGCGGCCAUGUCGGUAAAGAGGGUGACUACGACCGCGAGCGCUCUAUGAGCGGUAGUGGUGAGGACUCCGCGAGCGAGCAUUCUCAGCAAGCUGGUGUAAAGCGCAUUGAAGCCGUGAGCAAGGCCUGGACUACGACCUCGCUUGUUAUUGCCUACGUUGCCCUGCUUCUGAUCGCCAAUGUCACGUCCCUCGAGAUCCAGGUGACAGGUAUCAUGGUGCGGUUCGCUACCAGUGACUUCCUGCUGCAUUCUUUGGUCUCUACAAUUUAUGUCGUGCAGGGUGUAGUCAGCUCCGUCAUCAAACCGCCAAUGGGUAAAAUUGCCGACGUGUUUGGACGUCUUGAGGCCUUUACCAUCACCAUUGCUGCAUACACGAUUGGUUAUUGCAUGCAAGCCGACUCAAGCAAUGUUGAGACGUUCGCCGGAGCCCAGAUUUUCUGGGCUGCAGGCUUCAACGGUCUCCAAGUCCUGCAGCAAAUCUUUGUAGCAGACACGACCGAUCUACUCAAUCGUGCUCUCUUCUCCACGCUGUUUGACUUGCCUUUCCUCUGGACGGUCUGGGCUGGACCCGAAGUCGGCAACUCUAUUCUAACCACAGCUGGCUGGCGAUGGGGUUAUGGAAUCUGGGCUAUCAUCCUCCCGGUAUGCUUCGUUCCCUUGGCUGUCAGUCUAUGGAUGAAUCAGCGACGUGCGAAGAAGCUCGGACUCGAGGUCCCCAGUGCCUUCCGAGGAAACUCGGCUUUCCAAAUUGUCAAGAACAUCUGGUUCGAUCUUGACACAUUUGGAUUACUCUUAUUUGCUGCCGCAAUCUCAUUGAUCCUCUUACCGCUUACAUUGGCUCCUGGUGCCGACGGCGGCUGGGCCAACCCAAGCAUGAUUGCCAUGCUCGUGCUGGGUGUUGUAUUCUUGCUAGCCUUCCCCUUCUGGGAGACAAGCAAGAAGCUAGCGCCAAUGGCCUUCUUCCCACCCAACAUUUUCAAGGAGCGUACCGUCAUUGCAGGUGUACUUAUUGCAUUCUUCUACUUCAUGGCAUUUUACUUGUCCGUCUUUCCCUACUUCUCGUCGUACCUGCAGAUUGUGCAAGGAAAGGGACAGGUCACUGCCGAUUACAUCGUGCGCGUCUUCUCGUUCAGUUCGACCGUUUCCUCUGUCGCGGUAUCCUUGGUCAUUAAGUACACCGCCCACUACAAGUACUACGUCACCUUCGGCGCAGCCAUCUAUCUGAUGGGCAUGGGCCUUAUGCUAGCCUACCGCAACGAAGACGCAUCUACCGGCUCCUUGGUCGGAACCCAAAUCGCCGUCGGUAUCGGUGGUGGUUUCCUCAACGUCCCAGUCCAACUCGGAGUGCAAGCCUCCGUCUCUCAUCAGCAAGUCGCAGCCGCCACGACCGUCUGGCUCACUCUUCUCGAAGUCGGUGGUGCAGUCGGUUCCGCUAUAUCGGGCGCUAUCUGGUCCACCUGCGUUCCCUCCAAACUCCAGCAAUACCUCCCAGCAGAUGCUGUGGGUGACUGGGCCACCAUCUACGGCGAUCUUACCGUUGCGGCCGAUUACGUCACUUACCCACCUGGCUCCCCGGCACGCAUUGCCAUUAACCGUGCGUAUCAAGAGUCUAUGCGAUACCUUCUCAUCGGAGCGCUUUGCUGCGCUGCGCCUAUCCUUCCGUUGACGUUCUUCCUCAAGAACUACAAGCUGGAUCAGAUGGAUCAGAAGGUCACUGGAAAUGUUAUUGGAAAAGCGAACAGGAACGAGCAUUUCGAUGAGAAGCCCAAGAAGUGGCAGUUCUGGAAGCGCGGCUGA
Emericellopsis cladophorae is the source of this 1854-nucleotide messenger RNA. RefSeq lists its product as uncharacterized. Gene Ontology annotation, biological process: siderophore transmembrane transport. The record is from RefSeq and is a predicted model, not a curated record. NCBI's taxonomy places the organism in Eukaryota, Fungi, Ascomycota, Sordariomycetes, Hypocreales, Bionectriaceae. The coding region runs from base 1 to 1854 and encodes 617 amino acids. Gene Ontology annotation, molecular function: siderophore-iron transmembrane transporter activity. The transcript has 4 exons.